Molecule: messenger RNA, 759 nt
Organism: Vigna unguiculata (cowpea)
Lineage: Eukaryota; Viridiplantae; Streptophyta; Magnoliopsida; Fabales; Fabaceae
Gene: PNSB5
Product: NAD(P)H dehydrogenase 18
Biological process (GO): response to oxidative stress
Cellular component (GO): chloroplast
Source: RefSeq, a predicted model, not a curated record
UGGAGCAUGUUAUAUAGGAUGAGAUAGAUAGAUAGACACAGAAGAAAGAAAAAGCAGAGAUGGCAGUGUGUUCCUCACUCUCACUUCUUCCUCCCAUCCCUUCUCAACCCAAAACAUUCUCGUAUUCUCAAACACCACUCACCAAGAUCUUCACCAACGGUAACACCCCAACAAGGUUGUUCUUGUUGAAAGCUGGUUUCAAUGAGAUAGAGCCUGACCUCAAUGAAGAUCCUAGAGACGUAUAUGCCACAAAUGGAAUUGAUGCUGAUGAUUUUGAGUAUGGAAUUUAUGAUGGUCACCACACUUACUAUGAAGGAGAAGAACAGAAACGAACAUUUUGGGGUUCAAUUAUGGAAGAGAUAGCAGCAGCAGAACCCCCCACAGGAUUCCAGGGGCUUAUGUCAUGGCUCUUUCCACCAGCCAUUGCUCUUGGAGUGUACUUCAAUGUUCCGGGGGAGUACUUGUACAUUGCAGCAGGCGUAUUUGUAAUCGUAUUUUGCAUUAUUGAGAUGGAUAAACCUGAUAAACCCCACCACUUUGAACCUCACAUAUACAAUAUGGAAAGAGGAGCUCGAGACAAGUUGAUAAAUGACUAUAAUACCAUGAACAUAUGGGAGUUCAAUGAAAAAUAUGGUGACCUGUGGGAUACUACUAUUCAGAAGGACGACAUAACCAAGAGAUAAUUGUAUAUAUUUCAUCACUUAUAAUGACGAUUGAUUCCAAAUAUAGCCAUUUCAAUUUCAUAUUCUAUUUUCACUU